Messenger RNA from Styela clava, 1484 nucleotides. RefSeq lists its product as uncharacterized. The record is from RefSeq and is a predicted model, not a curated record. NCBI's taxonomy places the organism in Eukaryota, Metazoa, Chordata, Ascidiacea, Stolidobranchia, Styelidae.
GUCCCCGGGCUUCAUUUUCCUACGUGUCGAUCGCGAUUUAUCCCUCCGCAGCGCUUUGAAUUGGCGCAUUCUUAUCUGUCGCUCGAAGGAGAUGGCCAUGUUUACUCAGGUUUUAGUUAUUUGCUUGGCUGGUCUACUGCACAAUGCAUUUGCAAAUGUCUGCCCAUCAAUUAUUGGAGAGAAAGAUAAGUUUUAUGAAGCUGAACAAACGUUAAUGUUUCGGUGCGACAAAAAACCAAACAUGAAGUACACAGCUGUGUGCAAGAAUAGUGGCCUCUGGGACCAUUCAAGAAGUGAUAACGAAUGCCAAGGAAUUCCGGCUUCACCUGAUUCACCAAAAUUUGUUCCACCAGCACAAACACCUAACGAACCCGUUCCACCUAUUCUUGAACCCGCUGCUCCAGCACCGGCUGCACCACAAACAGUAAUCUCUCUACCCCAAACUGUUGUUUCUGCACCCCAACCUGCGGCACCAGCACCACCUGCGGUUGAAUCACCGACACCUGCCGUGGCAGCUGUUCCCGCAGUUAAGCCGGAAGGCUGUUCAUAUCUGCCGGGCUAUAUGCGAGUUGGCGAUGCAGAGAUAAUUUGGGCGGAUAGUCGUCAAUACAGAAUGCGGUGUGACGAUAACACAAGAUUGUUCGUUGCAACGUGUAGAAUCAAGGCAUGGGUAUUUGAAGAAAAUUCAUGUAAAGGCCCACUACCAUCAAACGGUUUCUUAUCUAACCUUUUCGGUCCGAUAGACCAGGUUGGACCACUGAGACCUGGAAUCGGACGCCCUCCCUCUGUCGUCCAGCCUAAUGUAAACCCGCCAACAUCUGUGGGUGGUCCACCUCAAAAUACAUUUUCAUCCUUCUUUGACAAUAUUGCCGAUGGACUUAAUAAUCUAUUGAAACCAUUAACUUCUCCAAGACAAACUGGCGAACAGACUCAAGGAGGAGGUGGUUUGUUCGGUUCCCUUGACCGUGCUUUCAACAAUCUUUUCCAACCAAUCACGAACCAAAAUGUGAAUCCAAUAACCAAUAUAGAACCUCUAGAUUUUCAGGCGGAUCUCAAGCCUUGUGCUUACGAUCCUCAACACAUCCAACAAGGAGACGAGAAAAUACACUUUCAUCACGGUUAUCGUUACAAAAAAGCAUUAUGUAACCAAGGUACUAAUAGGGUUUAUGAAGUAUUCUGCAGAGACGGUGGUUGGAUAUUCGACAAGGAGGCUUGUGUGCGCCCACCAAAUAAUGGAAAUAUAUUCAAUACGAACUUACCCGGCGGAAUUCCAUUGUGGCUGCUGGCUCUCGGUGGUUGAACAAAUUCAAUGAUUUUAUUGCAAAGCUGUCCACGAUCGUGGUUCGUAAACGUCUGGACUCGGAUGGUGUUCUGAUGGAGAAACAUUAUAAGCUUUCUAGAUUAUUCUACUCAUACAUUUUAUUUGUCGGUUGAAUUAAUAUCUUAAUUCAAACAAGUGUUUAAUAAAGUUUUACAUUUUGAAA